Messenger RNA from Rhagoletis pomonella (apple maggot), 867 nucleotides. RefSeq lists its product as uncharacterized. The record is from RefSeq and is a predicted model, not a curated record. NCBI's taxonomy places the organism in Eukaryota, Metazoa, Arthropoda, Insecta, Diptera, Tephritidae. The coding region runs from base 532 to 867 and encodes 111 amino acids. The transcript is spliced from 4 exons.
AAAGGCGAACGCGUCGGUUGAAAAAGAUUUUUUAAAAUAAGUCGCACGGCGGUGCGUGUCAAAAGUGGCAGCGCGUUUAGUACACGUACUAUCCAUACGAGUAUGAGUGUGUGCUGAACAUCUAUAUUAUAUCUGAACCAGUAAAAAAUUACCGAAACAAAAACAACUAAGCGCGUGUAUAAGCAGUAUCGAAAAUAUAUAAGAAUACACAACAACAAAUAAGUGAAAAUAUAUUAACGUGUUUUUCUUGGUUCCGUGGCUCAUUCAGAAAUUAUUGAGAAUUCAAAAUAAUGUUAUUUUUAUAAAUUUUACUUAAUAAAAUGGUUUUUCAGUAAUACGCAGUUAGUGAAUAUUCAAAAAAAAAAAAUCCUCCUUUUGCUACGAAGCUUUAAUUCAAAUGCAGCUCAAGUGCCAUAGUGAAAAGCCUUAAAUAAUAAAAAAAAAAUAUCCGCACCAAUUCAGUACCUGUGUGCUUCGGCAAAACGUUUGCCAACUUUCCAUAUUUGAGGUUAUGUUCGACGCGUUGUGAAAAUGAAAGUGCUACUUCACGUUCUUCUUUCUUGUAUGCUAUUUCAACUAACUGCACAGUUAACUACAGCCUUUGAAGUUGUAAAAAUUGGUGUGAUAUUCUUCAACGAUGAAUGGGAAUUAGUUAGUGCUUUUGACACAGCCAUACGUGAUAUCAAUGAACUUGAAAUGGAUGUGCGUUUGGAGCCAAUUAAACAUUUUAUUAGCUAUGAUGAUAGUCUAACACUGCAAGAAUUGGCAUGCGAUUUGAUUGACAAUGGUGCUGCUGCUAUAUUCGGCCCAAGUUCAAAGACAAACAGUGAUGCUGAGCGUGCAGAGGAUCGUGCCAGGAUUUGUUAG